AUGACGAAAAAGGUCUCGCUGAGCCAACUAUGCGCAGGUCCUUCGGUGGAUAUCAUCACCCUGGCCUUCAUCAACAGCUUCUACGGACCGACGGAUCCCUCCAAGAUGAAUAUCACUUUGGACUUCAAUGGGUAUCUGUGUCAGGCUCCGAAUCACACACAAACUGCUGCGGGUAUGACAGGACUGCUAGACUGUACAAUCGAUGGGUUCGCCGCUCAAGUCGCCGCGUGUCAAGCGCAAGGGAAGAAAGUCUUGAUAAGCGCAGGAGGAGCAAGCGCCAAUUUGAGCAUCCCCAGUCAAAAGGCCGCGGAAGAGGUGGCGAAGACGCUUUGGGACAUGUUCCUCGGCGGGUCAGGACUGAAAGGCGUGCGGCCUUUCGGCGAUGUGGUGCUCGAUGGCUUUGACAUUGACAACGAGGACGAGAAGAAUGCAGGCCAGUUGUUUCCUCUCAUCUCGACGCUACGCAACCUUACGAAGAAAGACAAGUCGAGGAAGUAUUACUUCUCGGCCGCACCUAUCUGUGCACUACCUGAUCCCGAGAUCCCUUUGUCUUCGCUAUUGAAUCAGAUAGAUUUUUGGAACGUACAGUUCUACAACGCCAAUGCCUGCCAGCUGGGGAGCGGAGAUAAAUUUCUCAACUCAAUGAAGACAUGGUCGCAGAAGCUCUUGGGUAAACGAAAGUUGGCAUGUAAAACAUGCAAGGUCCCACAGGGGGCUUUCAACGUUAACGGCAAUAACAUUACAUAUCCUGGGUUGUUGAUUGGGACAAGAGCGUUUAAUCCGGGAGCAAGUCCCAAAGGCUAUGUGAACAUAACGGAGUACAGGGCAAUACUAAAGAAUGUAGCAAGACUGGAUUUGCCGAACCUGGCCGGCGCUAUGUUCUGGGACGGUGCAUUUUUGUACAAGGAAAGGGGAUUAGUUGAAGGGAAGAACAGGACUUACGCCCAGAUUGCGAAGUCUGUUUUGAAGAAUACUUGA
Molecule: messenger RNA, 978 nt
Organism: Exophiala xenobiotica
Lineage: Eukaryota; Fungi; Ascomycota; Eurotiomycetes; Chaetothyriales; Herpotrichiellaceae
Exons: 2
Coding region: 1-978 (325 amino acids)
Biological process (GO): carbohydrate metabolic process
Cellular component (GO): extracellular region
Molecular function (GO): chitinase activity
Source: RefSeq, a predicted model, not a curated record